Molecule: messenger RNA, 1991 nt
Organism: Vicugna pacos (alpaca)
Lineage: Eukaryota; Metazoa; Chordata; Mammalia; Artiodactyla; Camelidae
Source: RefSeq, a predicted model, not a curated record
AGCACCUGCCCUUUGCUCUGGCAGUUUUUCCAUCUGAUGAGUGAGAGCUGGUCUCCAGAUAGGGGGUGCUCCUCUCACAGCUGAGAUGACCCAGACUUGGUCAACGAGGCACACUUGGUCCAGACUUUGAGGUGGAGACAGGUGAUGUGGAAAAGGAAGGCCAUUGUGACAUCCGUGCUCAUGUGGCAGCCGCAGCCGCAGCCAGGUCCGAACCUGCAAAGUUCAAGGAGGGAAAUGGAUGAGUCCAGAGGGGAGCCGGCACGCCUUCCUCCUUGCCUUAAGAGAAGAGAAGAAAUGAAACUGGAGGAGACAGUCUCCAUCCUCCCCCAGAAGGAAAGCCCCUCUGGCUGCUUCUCCAGAGAUGGGAAGCUGCUGGCCGUGACCCUGCUGCUGGCCCUGCUGUCCUGCUGCCUCACGGUGCUGUCUUUCUGCCGGGUGGUCUCCCUGCAGGAGGAGCUGGGGCGCCUCCGGGCUGAACUGCGGGACCAGCGGUGGGGGGAGCUGCCAGCCCCACUCCAGGCAGGAGCUGCGGUCCCCAGGGCCGCCCCGCGGGAGGCGCCCCUCACCACCUCUGCCCUGAAAGCGAUCCUGGCCCCACCAGCUCCGGGAGAGAACAACUCCAGUCGGAGCGGCAGGGAUAAACGUGCCGCCCAGGAUGCAGAAGAAACAGUUACUCAAGAUUGCUUGCAGCUAAUUGCAGACAGUGACACGCCUACUAUACGAAAAGGAGCUUACACAUUUGUUCCAUGGCUUCUCAGCUUUAAGAGAGGAAGAGCCCUCGAAGAAAAAGAAAAUAAAAUAUUGGUCAAAGAAACAGGUUACUUCUUUAUAUAUGGUCAGGUUUUAUACACCGAUAACACCUUUGCCAUGGGACACCUAAUACAGAGGAAAAAAGUCCACGUCUUUGGGGACGAAUUGAGUCUGGUGACUUUGUUCCGAUGUAUUCAAAACAUGCCUGAAACACUACCCAAUAAUUCCUGUUAUUCAGCUGGCAUUGCCAAGCUGGAGGAAGGGGACGAACUCCAACUGGCGAUCCCGCGCGAAGAUGCUAAAAUCUCGCGGGAGGGAGACGGCACGUUUUUCGGUGCGCUGAAACUUCUGUGACCGACGGACACCUUGUGUGUGGCUGCUUGCCUCCCUUCCUCUGCACCUCUACAGAGAAAACUCUUAACUGGAAAUGCCAAAAGGAGAAAAAAAAAAAAGUGGUUAUUACCAUACCCUCCUCUGUGAGCUGUUUGUUUUGGUCUGCUGAAACUAGACCCAAACAGGAAAUUUAACAGACAACCGCAGCCAUCGGGUGUCAUGUGGAUUACAAGAAAUAGAGCCCAUUUAAGGAAAAAUAGAAUUAGAACGACUCCCCCCCCCCCCAGUGCCAUGUUGAACAAUUUAGUCAUAGCUUCUGGGCUCAUAGGAAGCACAGAUUCAAAGGGGCCAUGAUCGCAUCUUCUAAACGCUAUUCCACUGCUUGUAGAGGAAAAGGUCCACGCCUGUAGGACGUGAAGACAUUUGGGGGGAAAUCUCAGGAGUCUCUCUAUUUUUAUGUUAAACACCAAUUCUCCUUUUUUCAGUUAAUACUGACAAAAACCAAAAAAAAAAGUAUAUAGAAAUCUUGCACUCCAUAUAUGAAAAAGUAACUAACAGUUUACAUGUAAAUAUCAUAUUAAACAGUUGGACUCAAAAUAGGAUCUAGGUACCAUGUAAGUCUUCUAGGUUUAUUUCAAGUGUGCAAUUUUUAGCUCUAAUAUUAUAUAUUCCUCGAUGGAACACUCCCAGACAUUUUUCACAGGAGGGAAAUAAUUCUCUCAUGUGUCUACAUGCAUGUCUAUUUUUUUUUUCUAGCUGAUUUCAGUUACUUCAGAAACUUUUAAUGUAGGGUAAUUCCACUUCAUGCAUACAAGCAUUUAUUGAAAAAAAUAACAAUUGUUGUAUUUGUUCUUACGUAAAAGCCAAACCUGCAAUAGAAGUUAAUAAAUACAUUUGUAAUACUGUAA